This is a messenger RNA of Prunus armeniaca (apricot), 729 nucleotides long. The record is from the annotation of a GenBank genome assembly. NCBI's taxonomy places the organism in Eukaryota, Viridiplantae, Streptophyta, Magnoliopsida, Rosales, Rosaceae.
AUGCCCUUCGGACAGAUCGAGAAGGUGAGACUGAAGGUUCCGGCCGUUGAGAGAGUGUACCCAGGCUUCCUUUUUACCGAGAACUUGAUCAAAACCCACCUCGUUGAUCCUGCCGAGAUGACCGAUGCCAGGAAGUCUGUGGAGUCCAAGAAGAUGUUCGAGGGUUCCAAGAGGCUCUUCCAGGCGGCGAUGAAGGGGAAGAAGCAGUGUCGGCAGUCAGAGGUGGUUCCUGAGCGGGCUGUGGAGGCUGAUGCCUUGGAGGAACAGACCUUGGCCGACCGGCAAAGGCAACUGAAUGCCAAACUGGUUUCCAGAAGGGCGCCUGACGAUGAAUUGGCACCCAGGCGUGGGCCGGGCGUCGAGGUUGCUUCCUCCAAGGCAUCCAAGAAAUGGCCAAUGAUGGUGGAUCUUGAUGCCGCAUCCACUACCAAGCACGCACGACACCCUAUUCUACCGAUGGCAGUCUUCGCAGCGGAAGAAGAAGAAGGGCCUACCGAGGCCAUUACCAUUGCCUGCCCGUUGAAGACGGUCCAGUUUUUGAAUCACAUGAUCCUGGGUUCGCAGAUGGAGUUGUCUGAGAUAGAGGAGCUACCAAAGAGGCUCCUUCGUGAGGAGGCAAGGCGUGCCUUCCAUCUGCAGGCCACGAGGGCCAUCACUGUUGCUGAGCGUGACAAGAGGAUGUAUGACGAUGGUCGAGCCAAAGUUGUCGAGGCUGGGAAAGCCCUCUAG